CAAUUUACAAACUGCACCUCUAUCACUCUAUGGAGAUUUUUCCACCUUUUCGUAACCUAACCAAUAUUUCAUAUUGUCAUUCUUCUUGUCUCACCCCCCUGUUUCCUCCCUCUUCCCCUCUUCAACAGGGUGAGUCGUGGAUGGGAGGAGAUGAUGAGCCGCUGACUGGCUUCACUUGGAGAGGAGGCUGCGAGAGGGAGACCACAGGAAUUCAGAUCUGGAGCGAAGUGUUUGUGGUCGACAAGCCUGAUGGCAACAAGGUUGCUGUGCUGCUCGUUGACACUCAGGGAGCGUUUGACAGCCAGUCCACCAUAAAGGACUGUGCCACUGUGUUCGCCCUCAGCACCAUGACCAGCUCUGUGCAGGUGUACAAUCUCUCCCAGAACAUACAGGAGGACGACUUGCAGCAUCUGCAGCUCUUCACAGAAUAUGGCCGCCUGGCAAUGGAAGAGAUCUGCCUGAAACCUUUCCAGUCCCUGAUGUUCCUGAUUCGGGACUGGUGUUAUCCUUAUGAACACGGCUACGGACUGGAAGGUGGAAACCAAUUCCUGGAUAGAAGACUACAGGUGAAACAGAACCAACAUGAAGAGCUGCAGAACGUGAGGAAGCACAUCCACUCCUGCUUCUCCAACAUCGGCUGCUUCCUGCUGCCUCAUCCCGGCCUCAAGGUGGCCAUCAACCCCUGCUUUGACGGCAGGCUGAAAGACAUCGAUGGGGAUUUCAAGAUGGAGCUGGCCAGGCUGGUUCCUCUCCUGCUGGCCCCCGAGCGUCUGGUGGAGAAGGAGAUCGGAGGAAACAAAGUCACCUGCAGAGAUCUCCUGGAGUACUUCAAGGCUUACAUAAAGAUCUACCAAGGGGAGGAGCUGCCUCACCCAAAGUCCAUGCUGCAGGCGACAGCAGAAGCCAACAACCUGACUGCUGUGGCAGGAGCCAAAGACAUGUACGCCAGGAACAUGGAGCAGGUCUGCGGUGGGGACAAGCCGUACCUCGCCCCAACAGACCUGGAGCGUUUCCACGUGGACUUUCGCGAGCACUCGGUGCGUCACUUCCGCUCCGUGAAGAAAAUGGGCGGCGAGGAGUUCUGCCAGCGCUACCAGAACCAGCUGGAGGGCGAGCUGGACCAGACCUUCUCCAACUUCACCAAGCACAACGACGGCAAGAACAUCUUCUACACGGCACGCACGCCCGCCACGCUCUUCGCCGUCAUGUUUGUCACCUACCUGGUCUCCGGGGUGACGGGCUUCAUCGGCCUCAGCACCUUGGCGGCGCUGGCUAACCUGGCGAUGGGCGUGGCGCUGCUGUCGCUGUGCGCCUGGGCGUACGUGAAGUACAGCGGAGAGUUCAGGGAGGUGGGGACGCUGAUAGACCUGGUGGCAGAGACCCUCUGGGAACAGGUUUUGAAGCCGCUCAGUGAACAUUAUAUGGAAGACACCGUCAGACAGACGGUGGUUAACUCUAUCAAAGCCAGUUUCACAGAAUCGGGCUCGCAGCACACAAAGUUAAAGACUCACUGACGCUCUUCCUCCUCCUCCUCCUCAUCUCCCCCGCCAUGUGCACAACCCACUCGCUCAAUGUGAUCAAACCUAGAACUGUGGAACUAGUUCAACACCAAAGCUGACUCUCUUUUAGCCCCUUCCCCAAAAAGUCCUCCAUCAUCUCAUCGCUGCCACCGUCUCUAUUUGCUGGACCUGAUGCUCUCUGUCUGCUCUACAUCGCCCCCCAGUGCCUCAGAGCAGACGCUGCACCUUUAAUAUUAAGAGGACCGAGCAGAGAAUCCUCUCGCCAAAUCAGGACCUGAAGGCAUCUCCUCCGGUGUGCCAUGCUGUAUUCAGAAUUGAGCUGUAAUUCAGGGAAAACUGACAACGCCGUGGGCAGCUGUAAUCAACAAACGGAUGCAAAAUGAAACGUUUUUGUGCAUUUAAUCAUUUUUGUUGUCUUACAGGCGAGAGCUCGAUUUACUCCAUUCUGUUUAUUAACGCAUCCUACAAGCACAAGUAACUUAGCGACUAAUAAUGAGCUGACUGACGUGUGCAUUUUAUUAUUUGAUUCAGUAAAAUCAGGAAACAGAUUUUAUUGAUUCUGCAUAAGUGGAAGUAAAUGUAAAGUCAUGUUAUGUACAAUCUAGAGAGGCAUGAACAGUCAUGUCUGUCCUCAGAAGAGUGCACAAAUGAAACAAAGCUCUUUAUUACUUAAUUUGACUUAUAAGUACUUCCGGUUGCUUCUGUCUCUCUUUCUCUAUUUUCUGAUUGUAAUCCUGAAGAGAACUGUAGGAAGCUGCGAGCCGCUCAGCUGAUUUUGACGUGUUUUUAAUUGUAGGACUGACGUGUUUUAUCUGGCCUUUAGUGUCCCGCAGCGGACCGCCAGUGUUUGACUCUGCAUGGUGUUAGGAGCUACUCUGUCGUAGCGCUAAACUAGCUAAGAGCUUUUAGGCUGCCAGGGAGUACCGACAUGUUGAACCAUUUCAUGAAAGCUGCACUAGCUCUAAAUGUUUCUCGUUGCAUUUUAAGGACUUUGAAGCCUUUCUUUUACUUCCAGGGAGUUAAAUAAAUAUAUUUUGGAUAAUAUGCUUAUUUGCUUCCCUGUCACAGUUAGGUGUGAUUAUUGAAGCUGCUUAUAUGUUGGAUUGAAAAUAAAACUGCAGCCAAAAGCUAAUGCUGUUAGCUUAACAGGGUGAAACUUUCGAAAUUAAAUAAAUUGGCCUGUACCAGCACAUCCAAAGCUCGACAAUCCACAAUAUAUGUCCUGUCAGUUGAAUUUACCAUUUUAAAUGUGUUAAGUAAGCUUUUAGAUGUGUUGGUUGACCAUGUUUUACUUCUUUCUUUUGAGCAUGCUAGCCGUUUCACCUUAAUGCUAAGCUAACUAGCUGCAGUUUCACAUUUACCUGACAGACACAAGACUAGUAUCAAUCUUCUCAUGUUACUCAGGAACAAAGUGAUGAGUUUAUACUGCAAACAUUGUGAACUAUUCCUGUAACCGACGAGUUAAGAUUGUAUCCACUGCCUUUGUCUCGCCUUCUGGAGUCGGAUGAAUAUUUCGACUUCAACAAUACUGAUAAAAAUAGACCUGGACCCAUCUUUAUUUCUGACUUCUUUCUCAGCGCUUUUCGUUGAUUCCAUCCACAUUUCUGUACAGUCUCUCUCUUUCUGUGAUCACAUAGUACAAAUCGGGCAUGUAUAUGUUGGAUUAAAUAUUUAAAUAAACUUUGUAUACAUUUUAUAGUUAAAUCAGUUGAAUCAGAAUGGCUGUUUUUUCCUUGAUCAACCUAACACCAGUCUGUGGUUUAAGAUGGAUAAGUUGCUGCUGUAGUCGGGUUUACAUAGUUUAUCUCCUUUUCGUGAGGGCGGUGUGAAUAUUUGGAUUCUGAUAGGAAAAUGUUUUGAUUGUGGCGAGUGGCUCGGAGACAAUGUCUGUCUGCCUUUUAAAGAUGUCUCCGGUAAUUUAUUUUUGAAUAAAAUGUUUACCUUAAGAAUAAAUCAUCAAUUGGG
Messenger RNA from Notothenia coriiceps (black rockcod), 3485 nucleotides. Its product is annotated as atlastin-2-like. Lineage: Eukaryota; Metazoa; Chordata; Actinopteri; Perciformes; Nototheniidae. The annotation marks the transcript as partial. The transcript is spliced from 11 exons. Gene Ontology annotation, molecular function: GTPase activity; GTP binding. The record is from RefSeq and is a predicted model, not a curated record.